Molecule: messenger RNA, 1992 nt
Organism: Magnolia sinica
Lineage: Eukaryota; Viridiplantae; Streptophyta; Magnoliopsida; Magnoliales; Magnoliaceae
Product: calcium-dependent lipid-binding protein
Exons: 11
Coding region: 194-1759 (521 amino acids)
Cellular component (GO): endoplasmic reticulum
Molecular function (GO): lipid binding
Source: RefSeq, a predicted model, not a curated record
AAACUUUUAAUUGCUGGCAUUAAAACCCAAGAAUAAAAGGAUAGAAAACGUUCAGGUAAAAAUACAGCUAUGAAACGCUGCACCGUUUCCUAUCAAAACCCUUGAACUGGAUCUUCUUCUUCCCUCUCUUCUUCCUCUUUUCAUCGACCAGAGAUUCUAACACCAUCAUCAUCAUCAUCAUCGAGAGAGAGAGAUGGGGCUAAUUGCAGGGAUGAUAAUGGGGACGAUCGUUGGGAUUGCUUUGAUGGCAGGAUGGCGCGAAAUGAUGAGGUAUCGAUCCACCAAGCGUGUCGCUAAGGCGGUUGAUAUAAAACUUCUAGCGUCACUUAACAGAGAUGAUUUGAAGAAAAUCUGUGGUGACAAUUAUCCUGAAUGGAUUUCGUUCCCAGUGUUUGAACAGGUGAAAUGGUUGAAUAAGCAGCUAAGCAAAAUGUGGCCUUUUGUGGCUGAUGCAGCAACACUGGUCAUUCGGGAAUCUGUUGAACCACUUCUGGAGGAUUAUCGACCUCCUGGAAUUUCUUCACUAAAGUUCAGCAAACUUUCUCUUGGAAAUGUGCCGCCCAAGAUUGAAGGCAUACGUGUUCAGAGCUUUAAGAAAGGUCAAAUCACAAUGGAUAUUGACUUCCGAUGGGGUGGUAACCCAAGCAUCAUCCUAGCUGUUGAAGCGCUUGUUGCUUCACUACCCAUUCAGUUGAAGGAUCUUCAGGUCUUCACUGUUAUACGUGUUAUCUUCCAACUUUCUGAAGAGAUACCUUGCAUUUCGGCUGUCGUUCUAGCUCUCCUUUCUGAUCCAAAGCCUAAAAUAGAUUAUACAUUGAAAGCUGUUGGAGGAAGCUUGACUGCGAUUCCUGGACUUUCAGAUAUGAUUGAUGAUACUGUAGAGUCAAUUAUCACAGAUAUGCUGCAGUGGCCCCAUAGGAUUGUUGUUCCGAUUGGGGGUGUACCUGUGGAUACAAGUGAUUUAGAGCACAAGCCACAGGGAAAGCUUUCCGUGACUGCAGUUAAAGCAAAUGCAUUGAAAAACAUGGAAAUGAUUGGCAAAUCUGAUCCCUAUGUGGUUGUGUAUAUUCGACCAAUAAUGAAGGUUAAAACAAAAACAAUUGAGAACAAUCUCAAUCCCGUGUGGAAUGAAACAUUUGAGUUGAUUGUUGAAGACAAGGAAACACAGUCACUUAUCCUUGAGGUUUUUGAUGAGGACAACAUUGGACAAGAUAAGAGAUUGGGUAUAGCAAAAUUGCCUCUAGUCGACUUGGAACCUGAAUCUCCAAAGGAUCUUGAACUGAGACUACUUCCAUCUCUUGAUAUGCUAAAAAUUAAAGAUAAGAAGGACAGGGGAACUCUUACCAUUAAGGUAUUUUACCAUCAGUUCAGCAAGGAAGAGCAGCUGGCAGCCUUGGAAGAAGAAAAGCGGAUCUUGGAGGAGAGAAGGAAAUUAAAAGAAUCUGGGCUGAUAGGGAGCACGAUGGAUGCACUUGACGGGGCAGCAUCGCUGGUAGGUUCAGGCAUUGGAGUGGUGGGAACUGGCCUUGGAGCUGGAGUGGGUCUGGUUGGGACUGGCGUUGGGGCAGGGGUGGGGCUGGUUGGGACUGGCGUUGGGGCGGGGGUGGGGCUGGUCGGGAGUGGCAUUGGUGCUGUGGGCAGCGGCCUGUCCAAAGCUGGGAAGUUCAUGGGCAAAAGUAUGACAAAUCAGUUCAGCAGCUCUUCCAAGAAGAGUGGCACCACCACUCCAGGGGCACAACAGAAUGGGGCUGGAAGCUAGUUCUUUAGCCUAGGCAGGCAUGUGACCUGUUGGAAAAUGAUAUGCAUGUACACAUAUAUGUUGUGCUUGGUUUGAUGAUUAGGUAGGUAUGCUAGCACUUUCCAUUGUUCUGUAUCUGAAAAUUGCCAACUGCCUGUAAUCAAUGGAUGACAUAUCACCUAUGAUUCUGUUUCAUGGUUUGCUCCAACAGAUCAACAUCUUAAAUCUUGGACCUGGAAGCCUUUAUGACCUUA